Molecule: messenger RNA, 596 nt
Organism: Arvicanthis niloticus (Nile rat)
Lineage: Eukaryota; Metazoa; Chordata; Mammalia; Rodentia; Muridae
Source: RefSeq, a predicted model, not a curated record
AUGGAGACAGCAGUGAUUGGGAUGGUGGCAGUGCUGUUUGUCAUCACCAUGGCCAUUACCUGCAUCCUCUGCUACUUCAGCUAUGACUCACAGACCCAAGACCCAGACAGCGGCCCCAGACGUAGCUUCACCGUGGCCACGUUUCACCAGGAGGCGUCGCUCUUCACGAGGCCGGCUCUCCAAUCCCGGCCACUGCCGAGGGCCCAGAACUUCUGGACUGUCGUGUGAGGUUGGCAGUCCCUUGGCAUUUAUUCUGCCAGAGGGUCAGACCCAUCUACCCCUUCAAUAAGCAGUAUCUGGUGACCUACUCCUCCCAGGUCUCCAUCCUUAUCCUUCCUCGUUCCACAAACUUCUUGCCUUCCCCCACUUUGGGUUUGCUCUGUCCUCUAUCCUAGGGGAGCUGAGCCCUAGGUGUUUGGGGCCAGGUGUGAGUUACCUCCAAGCUGAGCCAUCAGCUUGGUCCUACUCACAUUGGGGCUGAGGAGUCUGAGGAGAUGUGGAUGGAUACUGUGUGUUAUUCUAUAGUGGGGUAGCUCCAGCCAGCUAUAGAACCUCACCGGAAGUUAGCACCCUAUCAGCAGAGUGCUGUGACCUAA